Medicago truncatula (barrel medic) is the source of this 3522-nucleotide messenger RNA. RefSeq names its product pre-mRNA-processing protein 40A. Bases 213 to 3239 code for a protein of 1008 amino acids. NCBI's taxonomy places the organism in Eukaryota, Viridiplantae, Streptophyta, Magnoliopsida, Fabales, Fabaceae. Gene Ontology annotation, biological process: mRNA cis splicing, via spliceosome. The transcript is spliced from 29 exons. Gene Ontology annotation, molecular function: protein binding; RNA binding. Gene Ontology annotation, cellular component: U1 snRNP; U2-type prespliceosome. The record is from RefSeq and is a predicted model, not a curated record.
ACUAGAGGGACAUACAUUUAGUUAACCAAGCUGUGAAUCAUCAUCAAGUACUCCUGUCUUCCUUUGGUUUCUCUCAAUCUCGCUCGAUCACUUUCAGUUUCAACAAAAUAAAACCCCGCGUGAGGAAUUAAACUCCAUUCAUAAACCUUCUUUCGUUUCCAUUGAUUGCAAUAUCAUUACUAGUGUUUCGAAUUUGAGGCUUAUUUGCUUAGAUGUCCAAUAAUAAUCCACAAUAUCCAGGUUUACAGCCAAUUCGGCCUCCGAUCCCCGGUUCAAUGGAUCCUCAGCGCAAUUUCGGUCAACUCAUGCCUGUCCAAUUUCGCCCCGUUGUUCCUGCACCGCCGCCGCCGCAGCAACAACAAUUUGUUCCAAUGCCAGCUCAACAUUACCACCAACAGUUUAACGUUGGAAUGCCGCCUCAAAAUCAACAGCCGCAAUUUUCUCAACCAAUUCAACAGUUUCAGCCGAGAGUUGGUCAGCAAUUACCACUCCCAUCCCAGAUGAUUCCAAUGCCGGUUCCGAGGCCGAAUAUGCAAACUUCGUCUGAAUCAAUGAUGCCACAACCUGAUUCUCAAGCUCCGAAUGGAUACACACCGGGUUUAGGUGGCCCGGGAAUGUCAAUUUCGUCAUCGUUUAUGUUUGCAUCAUCCUCUUACGGUCAAGCGCCACAAAAUAAUUUUAAUUCUACCGGCCAAUACCAACCCGUUCCCCAAAUCCAACCUCCCACUGGUUCAUCAUCCCAAAGUAUUACUCCUGGUACAGCUCCUCAGAGCAACGGCGAGCAACCCACAGUUACAACUGUCAUGCCUUCGGCUACAAUCAUCCAGCCACACCUUGCCAAGGGUAGCUCCUCAGAUUGGAUCGAGCACACUUCUGCUACUGGAAGAAGAUUUUACUACAAUAAGAGGACUAAAUUAUCUAGCUGGGAGAAACCUUUUGAAUUGAUGACACCUAUUGAGAGGGUAGACGCAUCAACAAACUGGAAGGAGUAUACAAGUCCUGAUGGAAGAAAGUAUUACUACAACAAGAUCACUAAGGAAUCAAAGUGGUUAAUUCCCGAGGAACUCAAGUUUGCCCGUGAGCAAGUUGGAAAGGCAAUGGUCAACGGAACACUUCCUGAGCCAUUACUGACUCCCUGUACUCAACCCUCUGCAAAUUCUGUGACUGAAGCAAUGCCUAGUGCAGAUAAUUCAUCUGUACCUGCUCAAGGCGAACAAACAAGUCCUAUUUCAGUUGCACCAGUUGUUACUACGUCCCCAAGUAAUUUGCAAUCUGAGAUAACUUCUGGAUCACGCGAUUCUCCUACUGCCAUCACUAUAACUGGAACAGAAGUGGAUGAACCCGAGGUGCCCGUAAAUAUUAUCACUCCAUCAGAUUCCAGUUUGGGAAGUGAUAAAGCUUUUGUUUCUGAUAUUAAUACUGCUGCAACACCAAUGAAUGACGUCAGUAACGUUUCAGCUCAAGAUACUGUAGGUUCUGCUGAUGGAGUUCUAGGAGAAGAUAAAGAAGAUGGAAAAAUUGAUUCAAUAGGGGAGAACGUUAAUGAUGUGGCCUCAGAAACAAAGUCAGUUGAGCCAGAAUCCUUUGUUUAUGCGAAUAAGAUGGAAGCUAAAGAUGCAUUCAAAGCACUCUUGGAGUCUGUAAAUGUUGGAUCUGACUGGAAUUGGGAACGGGCUAUGCGAUUAAUAAUUAAUGACAAAAGGUAUGGUGCCUUAAAAUCUCUCGGAGAAAGGAAGCAAGCUUUCAAUGAGUACUUAAGUCAAAGGAAAAAACAGGAAGCAGAGGAAAAGCGUAUGAAACACAAAAAAGCACGGGAGGAUUUUAGAAAAAUGUUGGAAGAGUCCACGGAGUUGACUUCAUCCAUUAGAUACAGCAAAGCAAUAGCUAUUUUUGAAAAUGAUGACCGUUUCAAGGCUGUCGAGCGAGAAAGAGAUCGCAAGGAUAUGAUUGAGAGCUUUUUGGAGGAACUUUUAAACAAGGAACGGGCGAAAGUACUAGAGGAACGGAAGCGUAAUACAGUUGAAUACAGGAAAUUUUUGGAAUCUUGUGACUUUAUAAAGGCUAAUACGCAGUAUCGAAAAGUUCAAGACCGCUUAGAGGCUGAUGAAAGAUGCUCUCAGCUUGAGAAAAUUGAUCGCUUGGAAAUAUUCCAAGAUUAUUUGCGUGAUUUAGAGAAGGAAGAGGAAGAGCAGAAAAAGAUACAGAAGGAAGAAUUGAGAAAGACGGAACGUAAAAACCGUGAUGAAUUCCGCAAAUUGAUGGAUGAACAUUCCACUUCAGGCAUUCUUACUGCAAAAACUCACUGGCGUGAUUAUCAUUCACAGGUAAAAGACUUACCCGCCUAUUUAGCAGUGGCAUCAAACACCUCAGGUUCAACCCCAAAAGAAUUGUUUGAAGACGUUGUUGAAGAGCUGGAGAAACAAUAUCAAGAAGAAAAGAGUCAAAUAAAAGAUGCAGUGAAGUCGGCGAAGAUCACGUUGUCAUCAACCUGGACUUUUGAAGACUUCAAAUCAGCUUUAUCAGAACACAUUAGCUCUCCACCCAUAUCUGAUUCCAACCUAAAGUUAGUGUUUGACGAGGUACUGGAACGAGCUAGGGAGAAGGAGGAGAAGGAAGCUAAGAAGCGUAAACGUCUCGCAGAUGCUUUCUUCCAUUUACUAUAUUCUACCAAGGACAUUACCGAGUCUUCAAAGUGGGAGGACUUUAGGCAACUUCUUGAAGAUAGCCAAGAGUUCAGAUCUGUUGGAGAUGUGAGCCUCAGCAAGCAAAUGUUUGAGGUUUAUGUUGCACAACUGAAAGAAGAGGCAAAGGAGAAUGAGCGGAAACGGAAAGAGGAAAGGGCAAAGAAGGAGAAAGAUAGGGAGGAAAGAGAAAGAAGGAAAUCGAAGCAGAGAAGGGAAAAAGAGGGAGGGCGUGAAAGAUGGAAAGAGGAGACACAUAAGAGGGAUAGAACAGACAGUGACAGUGUGGACUUAAAUGAGGUCCACAUCUCUAAAGAAAACAAAAGGAAGCAGCAUCAAAGUCCGGACCAUGUUUCUCUCGAAACUGAUAAAGAGAGAACCAAGAAAUCUCACGGUCACAGCAGCGACCGCAAGAAAUCCAGACGGCAUGGUUCUGGUCAUGAAUCCGAUGAAGGUCGGCACAAGAGACACAGGAGAGACCAUCGUGAUUCUCAUAGAGAAGGUGGGCAACUUGAAGAUGGAGAAUUUGGCAAUGAUGUGGUUAUGGAUCGAUGGUAAUCGUGUUUAUUAGAACUUCAUUUAGUACAUUAUGUUUAGCUCAUAUGUAUUAACUUGGAACCAAAAAACUUAUCAAAAUAUAUUUUUUUUUAGAAAACUUUCUUGUAUUCUGUAAUGUUUUACACUGAAAAAUUUGGUGGUAGAAGAAAAGGUUAAGUUCUCAGUUGAGGCCCGGUUUGUGGCAACUUACAUUAGUAUAAUACCAUUUUUUAUUUUAAAAUGUAUUCUUCACUUAGUAUUGACAUUGGUAUUUUAAGUAAAAUGGAUGCAAUGUUUUAAUUCU